AUGGCACCGAGAAGAAGUGUUAAAAUUUCGUCUCUUGGUAAGAAAGUUUCAGCAGUUCCAGACAAAGCUACACGACGUAAAAAUACACCACCUCUGAAAGUACCAAGUGUCAUAACGAUCAGUAUUCCUGUUAAUAAAAGUAGUUUAGAUGUACCUGACUCUGUAAGAAAAAUAGACUUCAAUACUAAAAUUGCUUUAGCCGAUGAAGUGGCCAGAUCACAGUUAAUAAAGGAACCUAUUGCAGUGCAAAUAAACCCGCCUGUCCUCAAAAAUAAAAAAAGCCGUCCAAAAUUGGAAGAGACACAAUUAUUUAACUUAAGUACAAUCAAAACGGAGCCAGAGGAAGAAACAAAAUCAACCGCCACAACUGUUAAAAAGAGUAACAAAAAAACGCCUGGAAAGAUCCAACCAGCGACUAAAGUUGUUACAAGAAAGAGAGUAGCUGAUGCCACCAUACAAAAACCGGCAGUAAAACGGCAGAAAAAAAUUGCAACACAAGCUGCAAAUAAACAUGAUCCAGCAGAGAAUACUCCAGAACAACAGAAUGUAUCUGAAACAAAUACACCAGAACCAGAAAACGAAACCAAAACUAAUACAAUAGAAAAAAAAUUGCCAUUGAUAGGUGAUGUAAAAAAUCGAAGGUCACCUCGGAAAGUAAGUUCAAAAGAAGUAAAAUUACCUCCAAAUGAGGAGUCUGCCGAACAAAAAGUACAAUCAAAAGAUGAUUCUUUGACUAAAAGCUGUAUAAGUAAUAAAUCAGAUUUAACUAAUAGUCUAACCAGCCCAUCGGAACUUUCUACACAUAAUUUGAGGAAGAGAUUAAGACGAGGUAAGCAAGCAUGUGAUAUGUCAUUAGAAAAACCAUUACAGUCCAUACCAGAGAUAUCAUGUUUGAAAUCGCCUCAAAACCUCAAGUCCCCAAAACCAGAAGCUGCAAAUAAUAAAUCUGGUACCCCACAGUCUUUAGCCAUUACAAGUAAAAAGAGCAAUGAGGGCAAUGAGGUACAGAGAUUGAAGACAUUACGUGUGAGGCCAUCUAAACCACUGGGUAUCAAACAUAAUAAAAAAACGGAAGAGAAUAUUUCAAAGGGAGAUAAUACAGCGCCUGUUAAUUCUCGCCAGAAUUCUAUAAGUAGUAUUUCCAACCUUUCGUGGACUAGAGAUAUCUCAAGUUCAAGCACCACAACAUGUGUCACGGUGUCAUCAAAGGAUUUUGUAUGUAUCGACAAAAAAAUACCUCUUGUCAAACUCACCAAUGUUGAUAGCGAAAUACAUAAAUAUAAAUCUAAAUAUGUUCCUAAUGCAGAUAAUGCCGAUGAAGAUAGCAGUAGUAGUAGUAGUGAUGAUUCCUCGUCAUCUGAUUCUGAAUCUAGCGCUGAUUCCGAUUCUAGGAUAUCACCUUCAGGAUGUACUAGUGUUAAAUUGAACUCCUUACAUUUAAGUUCCCCAUCUCGUAAUAGUGUUGUUGAAAGUAAAGUCGAAGAGCACAAUCCUAACAAAAAAGAUUAUGGAAAAGCUGCAGAAAAGCUAAUGCAAGCCUUAAACAAAAUUGACAUGGAGUUCAUUAAUUGGAUCCAUGAUUCGGAUUUUGCCACUUCUGAUUUGAGUAAGAUUAAGGAGAAAUUGUUCACUAUUUUGAACAACGAGUUUUGUGCUCUUAGACACUGUCGAUAUUUACAAGAAAUUUCAAAUCCUGAAAGGACUAAGGAUCCUUAUCUUAACCUCACAAAUAGACCAGAAGUAGUUGAAAAUAAUAAAGAAAGGAAAAAACUUCAAACAAAAACUAUUGAAAGUAAUGCAACAGAAUUGAACAAAACGGAACGUAAUCACGAUGAACCUAAAACAGUUGUUUUUAAGCUAGUCAACAAUAACACAGCUGAAGGUGACGUCGUAAAAGGGAACAAUACUAAAUGCGACGCUGUAGCAAAGAAACUGUUUAAAAUUAACCAACCGUGUGAAAAUACAAGAUGGCUGGAUAAAGAUAGCCCAAAGAGAAGCGACAGAAAUGUUACGAGCGUCAAAGCAAGAGUUGAGACUGACCAAAUUACGAGUAACAUAGAUGAAAGUUAUCCGGAAGAAGCAUUUAUAAAACCCAGCACAAGUGGUUGUGGUGUCAGUAGUAAAGUACGCCGAGUAUCCGAAUUCAAUGAUAGUGCAUCUGAAAAUGAAGAUUUCACAGCAGAUGCAUACGCAAAUAAGUUAACUCAAAGUGCUCAUGAUGAUGACGACGCCCUAUCACUGUUUGCCGAAAGCAUCACUGGCAUAGAAUCUUCAAAAAUGAAUGCAUCCAUCAUGUCUACUCCUGCCGAAAAACAAAUCGAGGAAUACAUACCUAAACCUAUACAAAACCACUUGAUAUCUCCACCAAAUUAUUCAUACCGUCCGACAAAAAUUUCAGAUCAUGCUAAAAAUGUGAUUGUCAAAACUGUCUGUGAAAAACAAAAUGCUGACUCCACUUCUAUAUAUAAAGAAUCAAACGAUCUCCCUUCUGAAUAUAAAGAGUCUGAGAGCCUCACAGACAGUGUCGAAAGCAACCAAGAAGUUAUUCCAAAAUCUAGUGCUAUCCAAGUAAACUCACCUUAUAAUGUAAACAGUCCCUGUUUAAUUGCAAAUUUGUAUACACUAAAGCCCAAGAAACAUAAUGUGAUAUUUAGAGGAUACUGUUUCUUCAAUUUGAUUCACAGAUGCUCGUCUUCACUGUAUGGCAAACCGUGUCGAUAUUCGCAUGACAUACCCGAUGAAAAAGUAGUUAGCAAAAAGCUGUCUAUCUUAAGUAAUGAAAUACUACUGAAAGAAUAUAUGUUAAUUAGAAAGAACCAACACAUAAUGCGUAGGUUUGGCAUGUGUGUCUUAUUUGAAUGUGUAAAACGGAAACUCACAAGAGUUGUUGUGGAAAUUGCGUACGAUUUCCUUAUGAAAGGCGUUAAGGGCUUACAAAUAGAUGAAACUUUGAAGGUAACAGCUGUUGAAGUCGCACUUCUCUAUUUGAAUGAAAUCGAUUUAAGUGUUUGCGAGGAUAUACUGAAGCUCCGUGUUGGUGAUUCGCUACUGUGCGAAGUUUUCAUGCAAAUUAUGACGAGUACACAGAACUUUUCCCGAUUUAAGCCAGUGUUUUUGAGUCUCACAUAUUUUAUGGUGAAUAACGAUAGGACGUUCGGGCUCGAGGUCGCUGAACAAAUUUUAGAGCGCGUGUGUAUUUUGCCGUUCGACGAGACAGUUGUUAGGGCUUUGAUACAAAUAAUGCGUUUGACCAAACCGGAGAUUUUCCUUAAUUCAAUGAUAGUACAUUUCGAGAACUUAAUUUCACCGAGACAGGACAUUUUUGACGAAUACGCUUUGGUCAAGGGUGAGAUUAAUUUUGAGAAGUCGGUUAGUAAAGUUAAGGAACAGCGUCCGGUUUCGAUCAAUCAGCCAGUGAUGCCUCAAUCGGUGGACCACCCACUGUUGCUCCUACCAGUUGCUCAGCCCCAGAAAAUCCAGGCAGUAGACCAACCACUGAAUGUCCGGCCAGAGAUGAGAGAAUGCGUACCACUUCCGCCAUCUCCAGACACUACUCAUCUGGACAACAUGAACAAAAUGACAGAGGACCAUGUGACACCUAAAAUAACGAGAACAAUCCUGGGCUUCAGAUCAGCUCCAACCUCCCAAACAGCUGUUAUUAGUCCUAGCUCGUCUAAUGAAGAAAAAACACUAUCCCAUAAUAAAUGGAAAAAUAGGAGCAUACUCCAGAAAAUCGCCAAAAAUAAUUUCUUUUCACCUAGGCAAACAUCGCCAUUUAUGCGGUUUUCGGGAAUGCCCGGCCGACAUAUUAGGAAACGACAGUUUAAUCACCGACAAGUCACGCUUGGAAGGAGCCCUAUAGCAUAUCCACCUCCUGGACAAGAUUUCUAA
Molecule: messenger RNA, 3891 nt
Organism: Arctia plantaginis
Lineage: Eukaryota; Metazoa; Arthropoda; Insecta; Lepidoptera; Erebidae
Source: the annotation of a GenBank genome assembly